AUGUCCUUCAAAGAGAUGCGUCUUGCCUUUGAGGCGAGCAAGAAUAUUUACGAGAGCUCUCUCCUCACGUUCAAGGGCGUUGACGGAUAUGACGUGUACAACUGCUCUCUCCUGUUUCAGUAUAAGGGCAAGCGUCACCUCUUUGGCCGAUUUGAGCGGCGGGAGAGGUGGUCGGAUUCGCGGGUGCGCCUGUUUGUGGAGACGGGGAAGGAUGAAUACACUGUCGUUCCGGACCAGUUCACAUACCAGUUGGAGGAUCCCUUCGUUUCAAAGGUGCAGAGCAGCCUGUUUUUCGGCGGCACUCAAGUCAUCAAAAGCGGCGGUGAUGUGACGGGCUACUUCUGCGACUUUUACCAUGGCAUGCCACAGCUACUCACAUAUUACACCACGGGGCCUGAUCUCAUGAGGAACAUCCGGACUGUGCAACUCGCCGACGGCACCAUCGGCAUCUUCUCCCAUCACAAGACGACGAGCUCCUGUCUGAUCGGCUUCACCACCGUUAACUCUCUUAAUGAGGUUACGCGUGAGGUGAUUGCUGAGGCGAAGCCCAUCAAUAACAGCCCCUUCCUGGACGCUUGGGGCGGCGUCAACCAGGCGUAUCUGCUCUCCAACGGUAAGGUAGGCUGCAUCUGCCACCACGGCUACCUUGACAAGGACGCGAACUGGGAGCAGCGCAACGUGUGCUGCAUCACAUCCUUUGUCUACGACCCGAAAACGAACGAUACACACGACUUUCAGCUAAUCGGGACGAAGGACUGCUUUCCCGACUGCCCAUCAAAGUCGCCACGCGUUGCCGACUGCGCGUUCCCCUCCGGCAUCGUCAUGCGCGAGGACGGCAAGUGCGAUCUGUACAGCGGUCUUGGUGACACCCACGAGGGCCGCAUCACCAUUGAAUAUCCGUUUAAGGGGUACGGCACCCUUGUGAAUGAUUUGGUGUUUUAG
Molecule: messenger RNA, 942 nt
Organism: Leishmania mexicana MHOM/GT/2001/U1103
Lineage: Eukaryota; Euglenozoa; Kinetoplastea; Trypanosomatida; Trypanosomatidae
Exons: 1
Coding region: 1-942 (313 amino acids)
Source: RefSeq, a predicted model, not a curated record